AGAGGAGCGUGGUCUUCUCUCGGUCGGCGCCAUGGCGUGUGCUCGUCCACUGAUAUCGGUGUACUCAGAAAAGGGAGAAUCAUCUGGCAAAAAUGUUACUCUGCCAGCUGUGUUCAAGGCUCCCAUUCAGCCGGAUAUCGUGAACUUCGUUCACACCAACUUGCGCAAAAACAACAGGCAGCCCUAUGCCGUCAGCGAAUUGGCAGGUCAUCAGACCAGUGCUGAGUCUUGGGGUACUGGUAGAGCGGUGGCUCGAAUUCCCAGAGUUAGAGGUGGUGGGACUCAUCACUCUGGCCAAGGUGCUUUUGGAAAUAUGUGUCGUGGAGGCCGCAUGUUUGCACCAACCAAAACCUGGUGGCGUUGGCACCGUGGAGUGAACACAACUCAGAAGCACUAUGCCAUUUGCUCUGCCCUGGCUGCCUCGGCCUUGCCUGUGCUGGUCAUGUCAAAAGGUCAUCGUAUUGAGGAAGUUCCUGAGCUUCCUUUGGUGGUCGAAGAUAAAGUUGAGGGCUACAAGAAGAUCAAGGAGGCUGUCCUGCUUCUUAAGAAACUUAAGGCCUGGAAUGAUAUCAAAAAGGUCUAUGCCCCCCAGCGAAUGAGAGCUGGCAAAGGUAAAAAGAGAAAUCGACGUCACAUCCAGCGCAGGGGACCAUGCAUUGUCUAUAAUGAGGAUAAUGGUAUCAUCAAGGCCUUCAGAAAUAUCCCUGGAAUUACUCUGCUUAAUGUAAGCAAAUUGAACAUUUUGAAACUUGCUCCUGGUGGGCAUGUGGGCAGAUUCUGCAUUUGGACUGAAAGUGCUUUUCGAAAGUUAGAUGAGCUGUAUGGCACUUGGCGGAAAGCUGCUUCCCUCAAGAGCAACUACAACCUUCCCAUGCACAAGAUGAUGAAUACAGACCUCAGCAGAAUCUUGAAAAGCCCAGAGAUUCAGAGGGCCCUCCGAGCACCACACAAGAAGAUUCAUCGCAGAGUCUUGAAGAAGAACCCACUGAAAAAUCUAAGAAUCAUGUUGAAGCUUAAUCCAUAUGCAAAGACGAUGUGCCGAAAUACCAUUCUGCGCCAGGCCAGAAAUCACAAACUCCGGGUGGCUAAGGUGGCUAAAGCACUGGAGGCCAAAUCUGAUAAGAAGAGGGCUCCUCCAAGCAAGAAGCCUGUGGUAGGGAAGAAAGGAGCAGAGAAAGCUGCUGUUGAUGUGAAGAAGCCCAAGAAGCCUGCAGUGGGCAAGAAGGGUGCAGCGGGAAAGAAGCCUACAGCCACCAAGAAACCAGCAGCUCAAAAGAAGCCUGCAGCAUAA
Elephantulus edwardii (Cape elephant shrew) is the source of this 1291-nucleotide messenger RNA. Its product is annotated as 60S ribosomal protein L4-like. The transcript has a single exon. The record is from RefSeq and is a predicted model, not a curated record. Bases 32 to 1291 code for a protein of 419 amino acids. Lineage: Eukaryota; Metazoa; Chordata; Mammalia; Macroscelidea; Macroscelididae. Gene Ontology annotation, molecular function: RNA binding; structural constituent of ribosome. Gene Ontology annotation, biological process: translation. Gene Ontology annotation, cellular component: ribosome; cytosolic large ribosomal subunit.